This is a messenger RNA of Chiloscyllium plagiosum (whitespotted bambooshark), 3276 nucleotides long. It is a transcript of the gene marc1, whose product is annotated as mitochondrial amidoxime reducing component 1. The record is from RefSeq and is a predicted model, not a curated record. Gene Ontology annotation, biological process: nitrate metabolic process. Gene Ontology annotation, molecular function: nitrate reductase activity; molybdenum ion binding; molybdopterin cofactor binding. NCBI's taxonomy places the organism in Eukaryota, Metazoa, Chordata, Chondrichthyes, Orectolobiformes, Hemiscylliidae. Gene Ontology annotation, cellular component: mitochondrial inner membrane.
UGUGUCAUGUAUUGAGACGCAAGUUUCAAGCAUAUUUACUGAAACUUGGUUGCAAGACACAUUCCCGUUAACUUAACGGCGUGGUUUGAAAUUUGGACUUUUGGUCUGCAAUGACAUUGGGAUUUGGAUCGCAUUAGAUCGUUGACUGGAAACAAGACCCACAAGUGUUUAAUCUCACAUCUGAGCUGGCUAAUGUCAACAAUUUAAUCCAAAGGGAAACACAGUGCAAAGCAAACGGCCCGGGACGACUAAUUGUUUGUAAACCCAGCCCCAUUUUUCCUCCUUUGUUUGUGGUUGAUUUUGACAGGACUGCCUUGAAGUCGGACGCCAAUUUCAGGGCGAGAAAGAGUUUGUGAGGGUGGAAGAAAGUGGUGCCUACGGCGUUGACCUGAGUGUGACCUGGGCGUCUCCGAGUAACUGCUGCCGAUGAACCGCUUUCCCGAGGCUGGGCCACAGAGCCCAAGACGCACGAUGUUGGUGCUAGCGACAGGAUUUGCUGCAACAGCCGGCCUGGGGCUCGCAGUGCUCGGGCUCAGGCGUCUCCUGCAGGCUUACUGGCAACGCUACCCCGAGCCCAAACUGGUCAAAGUGGCUGAGGUGUCCAGAAUCUUCAUUUACCCGGUCAAAUCAUGCAAAGGAAUUCCGCUGACUGACGUGGAGGUUAAUCAACUGGGACUGCAGAAGGGCCCGCUAAAGGACAGGCAAUGGCUUAUAGUUGAUGAGAAGUGGCAUAUGAUUACUGGUAGGGUAGAGCCUACAUUGGUGCUGGUCUCUGUAUCCAGUGAAAAUGGCUUUCUAUGUCUUAAUGCCCCGGGCAUGGAAGAGCUGAGAGUUCCUUUGAAGUUGCCUAAGUCAAAUCCUGUAAAGAUGUGCAGAGUAUGGGGAUGCAAUAUAGAAGGUAGAGAUUGUGGUGAUGAAGCUGCCAAUUGGAUUACUACGUACUUAAAAAAUAGCAAGGCCUUCCGACUGGUGUGCUAUGAACCUUCCAUGCGACCAAGAUAUCCAAAAGAAAAGGAGCCACUUUUCGUGGAGAAAGACAUGACGGUGUAUAAUGAUACCAGUUCCUGCAUGAUGAUGUCUGAGGAAACUGUCGAAGAUUUCAAUACCAAGUUGGAGAAAAAAGUUAAAAUUGAGAAUUUCAGGCCCGUGGUAGUAGUGAAGGAUUGUAAGCCAUAUGCUGAGGAUACAUGGAAAGGUCUACAGAUUGGGACUGCAAAAUUGCACCACAGGAUGUAUUGUACCAGAUGCGUUUUCACAACUGUAGAUCCUGAUACAGGAAUCAUAGACAGGAAGGAGCCACUGGAGUCACUCAGGAGAUACCGUCAGUGUGACCCAUCUGAAAAACACAUUUACAAAUCUGUCCCCGUGAUUGGUUCACACUAUGGGAUUGAAAAACGUGGAGUGAUUCGUGUAGGGGACCCUGUGUAUUUGAUUGUUGAUCAGUAGGAAUGAACGAUAACAGAAAAAGCGCUGUUUCUCUUUUAAAAGGAUGAAAAAUUUAAUGUCUUUACUUGUGGAAACACUUAUCAUUGUGCCAUUAAUUGCUUGUAAAGGUCAUCAGUUGAGGAUUUAAGUGAAGCUAGAGUUUUUCCUGCUGAACGUUGCUUUAAUUGAAUAAUUAUUUUCUUAAAAGAUGAGCUCGUGAAUUAUUGGCCUAUUUCUACAAUUUUUUAUUGGUAUGAAACAUUUAAUCAUUGUUGAAAAGUACUGAAUAUUAUUGCUAGGCAUUUGCUUUAAAAACCUACAAGGAGUUAGUCACUUCCAUACCUUUAAAUUUUAUUCCAUCCUUACUUCUGAGCUUCCUCCCCCACACCCUCCUCCAAAUAUGCAGUUACUUUUAACGAAAAGCUGCGAGAAUUGUCUUUGAUGAUCUAGCAAGCCCACCCCAUGCAAAGAGCUGAAGUAACCGAUCCAAGUAGUGACAAGUUCACUGAAAUACUUAAAGUCAGUGACUUUGUGUUUGUCAAUAUUAAUUCUGCUCCACAUCAAUCUUUUCAAAUUCAACAGGAACAUUUGCUAAUCCUUAACUGCACACAACAGUGUUAAAUGUGUGUCUAUAUCCAGAACAGUUGAAAAUGGGUGGGAAGAGGGAUGAUAUUUCCAGCAUAUUAAAAGAAGUGAAAAUAGCUGAUAAUGUGGUACCCAAUUGUGAAAGGGUAAAAUCAGCCAUAAAAGUAGGAAGUUCACCAAUGUAUACUUCAUUUAUUAGUAUUGCUAUACUUUCUCUGAAAUAAAAAGUAUUUCUGUGAACCACUUCAGUUGGUUAAAAUGCUGAGCUGCCAUCUGCCUCAAAAUUCAAGUAUGUGCAGAUUUUAGGUUUCAUGUUUCUCCCACUCUUCCUCUUUUAGACAGUGACAUGCACUCACAGUUUUUUUUAAAACUUGGUUUUUAUUCUUAAAGUAGUAAAUUCAGAAUAACAUAAAGAAGCCCAUCUAACUUGCAAGAAGGCUAAGCUUCUAUUGAAUUUUGGGUGAAAGCGAGGACUGCAGAUGCUGGAGAUCAGAGACAAGAUUAGCGUGGUGCUGGAAAAGCACAGCAAACUUCAUCAGGAUUCUUGAUGAAGGGCUUAUGCCCGAAACAUCGAUUUUCCUGCUCCUCUGAUGCUGCCUGACCUGCUGUGCUUUUCCAGUACCAUACUAAUCUCUUCUAAUGAAUUUUGCAGAGUGUGAAUAUCAAUUGCUGCAGGUGGUUUACAUAGAUUCUUUGUCUGAAGGCUCUUUCCCUGAUGAAUAUAACUUUUUCUACUGUGCCAAUCAGUGGUUCCAGUAGUCCAAUUAAUUUUGGUAAUCUAUUCCUCUCUGGAGUCAGUGCUGAAUUUACUUGCUGAUCGUGCUAUGGAUUAGAUAAAUAACUGGUGAGCAAUGGUUUAAUGAAAUAAGGUGAUAUUGUGAUAAUGUGACUGCAUAACUUAGCUUUUAGUCUUCUGUCUAUUUAGAUAAUGAUGUCUAUUUUAAAAUCUUUAUAGAAAAAUGGAAACUUUAAUUACUUCCAUAAAAAUUAUUUGGAUUUUUUAAUGUGCUUGCAUUCGUAUCUUGAAUAUAGAUCACCUUUUGUAAGUCAGUGUCAUUUAUUUAUAUAGCGUUCCUGUGAAGCACCUUACCAUGUUUUAUUUGUUAAGAAGUGCUAUAGAAAUACAAUCUGCUGUUGUUACACUGCAUUUUUGUUGAGGGGCUGAAUGUAAGACCGUAUCAAUGCAUGUUAUGAAUUGUAAUUAUAUCUUAUUUUUCUUUAUAGACAAGCGAUAACCAAAAUAAAUCUGGGAAAUAUACAAAUCAA